AUGGAGAACUUCACGACCGUGAAUGAGUUUCUCUUACUUGGACUGACCAGUGUUCAGGAGCUGCAGCCCUUCUUCUUUGUGAUUUUCCUAGUCCUUUACUUGAUAAGCUUGGUUGGAAAUGGAGCUAUAUUGGUGAUUGUUACUUUGGAGCCCAAACUCCACUCCCCUAUGUAUUUUUUCCUGGGAAACCUCUCUUGUCUGGAUAUCUGCUAUUCUUCAGUGACGCUGCCCAAGGUGUUAAUAACCCUCCUCUCCACUCGCAGGACCAUAUCUUUCCUAGGCUGCAUCACGCAGCUACACUUCUUCCACUUUCUGGGCUGCUCGGAGGCCACCUUGCUGGCUAUGAUGGCCUUUGACCGAUUCAUGGCCAUCUGCUACCCACUUCGCUACACUGUCAUCAUGAGCCCCCAGGUGUGCGUCCUCUUGGCAGCCGUGGCCUGGCUCACCAGCUUCUUUUAUGCUCUGAUGCAUUCUGUCAUGACCGCGCGCCUGAGCUUCUGCCAUUCUCUGAAACUCAAUCACUUCUUCUGCGAUGUGAAGCCCCUCCUGGAGCUGGCCUGUAGUAACACACUGCUCAAUCAGUGGCUUCUCACCAUUGUCACAGGCAGCAUUGCCAUGGGCGCUUUCUUCCUGACUCUUCUCUCCUAUCUCUAUGUCAUUGGCUUCCUUCUGUUCAAGCAUCGGUCCUACAGAAUGCUCCACAAGGCUCUGUCCACGUGUGCCUCCCACCUCAUGGUGGUGUGUCUUUUCUAUGGACCCGUGGGCUUCACAUACAUCCGUCCAGCCUCAGCCACCUCCAUGAUUCAGGACCGGAUGGUGGCUGUUAUCUACAGUGCAGUCACACCAGUGAUGAACCCACUGAUAUACACUCUUAGGAAUAAAGAAGUGAGGUGGGCCCUGAAGAAGAUCUUUGGGAGGAAGUUUUGCUGA
This is a messenger RNA of Ailuropoda melanoleuca (giant panda), 930 nucleotides long. Its product is annotated as olfactory receptor 12D3. NCBI's taxonomy places the organism in Eukaryota, Metazoa, Chordata, Mammalia, Carnivora, Ursidae. Gene Ontology annotation, cellular component: membrane. Gene Ontology annotation, biological process: G protein-coupled receptor signaling pathway. Gene Ontology annotation, molecular function: G protein-coupled receptor activity; olfactory receptor activity. Bases 1 to 930 code for a protein of 309 amino acids. The transcript has a single exon. The record is from RefSeq and is a predicted model, not a curated record.